AUGCUUCUUACUGCUAGGGAUGGCAAAAUUCCAGCUGGGGUCGGGUCCUCGUGGGUUUCCGAUCCGAUCGAGGUGGAGAAUCUUCGAUUUGACCGGGCUUCACACUUUAGAACUUCCACAUGCAAGGACUCUUCGAAUAAGAAAUCAGGUACUUCAGAUAGAACCUGGUCUACUCCUCCGACGAGCUUCAUUAAACUAAAUGUCGAUGCAGCAUGGAAAUUCUCUCCAUAUUCUUCUGGUUUCAGUGCUAUUAUCAGGGAUAACCAAGGAUCAUUGAAGGUUGUUCAAAUCUCCUCAAUAGACGCUGUUUACCCACCUCCUUUGGCUGAAGCUUUUGUCGUUCUUCAAGGGCUUCGACUAACUUCCAAGAUGAAUUUUAAGAAGAUUAUUGUGAAAUCGGACUGCAGUGGGGCCAUCGAUCUGUUUUUGAAAAUAUUAAUCUCUGAUAGUAGUGUACGUGUUUGGCUAGAAGAAAUUUGGGAAAUCUCCAUUGUCUUUUAUCCUAUUAAUUUUGCUUAUAUUCCUCGAAAUAUAAAUAAGUUAGCUGAUAUUGUUGCUAAAAGGACUAGAAUAUUAGGAAUUAAUGAUGUUUGGAUGGAUUCCUAUUCCAUGUGA
Benincasa hispida (wax gourd) is the source of this 615-nucleotide messenger RNA. NCBI's taxonomy places the organism in Eukaryota, Viridiplantae, Streptophyta, Magnoliopsida, Cucurbitales, Cucurbitaceae. The record is from RefSeq and is a predicted model, not a curated record.